Molecule: messenger RNA, 669 nt
Organism: Seminavis robusta
Lineage: Eukaryota; Bacillariophyta; Bacillariophyceae; Naviculales; Naviculaceae
Source: the annotation of a GenBank genome assembly
AUGGGAGCAACCGAAUCGAAAGUGGCACCAUCAUCAAAGCCAACUGGCAAAGUAGUGAUCAAGGGGAAGGGCAAGAACAAGAAGGCCGUCGCCACAGCAGUCGCAAAGGCAAAGGUAGGCAGCGCCGCCAAUGCAAGCGCCGAUGGCAAGGAAGUUCGAGUUGUUAGACCAAACGACUACGAACUGGCCAUCAAGUCAUGCAAAGAACUCGAAUUCAUUCUAGAGACCGAAUUUGGCAGCACUGGCGCCACCCUCCAUGAAAUGAUCACCAAUGCCAAUGCGUCUCUUCCGAUCGAGUUGAUCAUGAACAUGCGCUACGUUGCUACGAUUGGAAACAAUCUGGUGCACGAAAAGUCAUUUAGUUACAUUCCUGAUCAGGAUGAAUUCGUCAAGCGAUAUCAGAGAUCUGUGAAUGCCCUUCAGGAGAUUUCGCAACAGCGGCGAAUUGUCGAGCGAAGGGUGGUCGAGGCCAAGAGAAAGAAACGUGAGGCCGAGAUCCAAGAAGAGUUGAUGAAUGAGGACAGAGAGUGGCUCGACAAACAACACAGAGAAGUUACUGCACAAAAGGCACGAAAACUUGAACUUGAGAAGGAAAAGGAAGCUCUAGAAAAGCAGAGGCGAGAAAUAGAAGAAUUGCAGGCCAAGAACCGUUUGUGCGCCUGCUUCUGA